This is a messenger RNA of Coregonus clupeaformis (lake whitefish), 1435 nucleotides long. RefSeq lists its product as uncharacterized. The record is from RefSeq and is a predicted model, not a curated record. The coding region runs from base 25 to 1173 and encodes 382 amino acids. NCBI's taxonomy places the organism in Eukaryota, Metazoa, Chordata, Actinopteri, Salmoniformes, Salmonidae. The transcript is spliced from 5 exons. Gene Ontology annotation, molecular function: DNA-binding transcription factor activity.
CUUCGCUAACGCUGCAUUUUCGAAAUGGCACAUCACGAGUUCAAGUUUGAGGACGAAAUAACUAAAUACAUUCGGGAACAAGAAUUGGCAACGUCACUGAAAUUCGUAACAUUGAGUAAGGACAAAAGUUUUGGAAAAAAGGAUGCACAGCCUUUGGCACAGAAAAAACUCAGCUGGGAGAGUAAAAGCCUCCCAUUCAAUGGUGUUCCCUUUCAAGUUGUUGGCACAAAGACGUAUGAAUGCCACCAGGGGAAAGACAGACAAACAAAAGCCAAAGAGAAAUAUGCUGCUGAAAGGGACAAGAAGGAACUUGAAGACCAUGCCUUUGUACAGAGACGGAAACUGGUACAAAAUACCAAAAAGGUGGACUGCAAGGCUAUAAUAAACAUUGCCCACGUUAUCCGCUUUCCUGAUUUUAAGAUUGAGGAAAGUACAGUGCGCUCUAAAAAGGAGGCCUCCCAAACUCUGAAGGCAGCACUAAGUGAAACACCCAGCUCCGUGAAGGCAGAGGUUGUCUACUGCGUCAGGUUCCCCUCCCUCUCUGAGCAUAGCUCACAUGCAGUUGUUGGCGAGGCAGCUUAUGUUAGGGAAGCUGUAGAUGCCAGGCUGAGAGAGAAGAUUGAGCAGCUGACUCUGUCUGGUGUGAGAAAGAUGACUGAAAUGAAGUGUCAUCUUAACACCUUUGUAGUGGAAGAGCUUUUCUGUGGAGAGCAGCCCCCUCCACCUACUCGCAGGCGGUAUUACCCGACUGACAGUGACAUAAGAAAUGUCAUGUUUAAGACCAAGCAAUCCACCAGAGACCCCAACAUUGACCGUCCAGACGAAGGUCCAUCUAGAAGAGGAAAGAAGAGGUCAUCUAGGAAGGUGUUGCAGUUGAGGAGUCAAUGUGCAGGAUAUCUUAAAGAGAUCACAGACCUCACUUAUCAUCUCCAAGAUGAACAGUGCAUGACUGACCUGUCUUCACGUCUCAAAAGCGUGUUGCUGGAUAUGAAGGCCAAUGUUCCACAGGAUACAGGCCUUCCACUGACCUUUUCUCCAAGGAAGAGAAAAGCUGAGAAGGCCAUGGACCCCCUACCAACCAAGAGAGCAUCACACCCUUUCACAGGCGGGAUAGAACAGCAUACAGAGGACAUAGUUAGUGUGGAUACCUUGUUGGCAUUGACCCUAGGGUAGUAGGGCUGUGUGGAGACCUUGUUGGCAUUGAGCCUAGGGCUGAGGAUGGAGUGUGUGGGUCCUUCCAUCAAUUGAGUAUCUUUUGGGUAGUGUAACUUUUAUUUAAACUAAUGUUAACACAACUUGAUAAAACAUAUUUUCUCAUCUCAAGAUGUUAAACAAAUAAAUGACUAUAGUAAGUAGUUUAGUAAGCACAUACACACACUUUUACACUCCUCAUGCUGCUGCUACUCUGUUCUUUAUUUGAUUAUUAUUAUCUAUC